CUAAAAUGAUGACGUACUUAAAAAAAAACACUACACAACAACAUUUGUCAAUCUCAGCGUUUCUACAAACAGCUGUAAAAACAUGUCUCCGAUCUCAAACCUCUUCACCGACAACACAAUGAACGUUCCUCCUUACGCAAUUCUCGUUCUCACUACUAUCAUUACAGUUUUUUGGUUCCUUCUCAAACGCUCGCCGCAACCGCCUCUACCACCUGGACCCCGAGGGCUACCUAUCGUCGGAAACCUCCCGUUUCUUAAGCCAGACCUUCACACCUACUUCAGAGACCUAGCUCAAGAAUACGGUCCAAUCUUCAAACUCAACCUUGGCUCAAAACUAACUGUCGUGGUCAACACUCCGUCGCUAGGUCGAGAGAUCUUGAAAGAACAAGACAUCAAUUUCUCAAACCGUGACGUCCCUCUCACGGCUCGAGCCAUUACCUAUGGUGGUCUCGAACUUGUUUGGUUACCGUACAGUGCGGAGUGGAGAACGCUUAGAAAAGUUUGUGUUCUCAAACUACUUAACCGCAAAACGUUGGAUUCAAUUUACGAGCUAAGGCGCAAAGAGAUCCGAGAGAGAACGAGGUUUUUAUACGAGAAAAGUCAAGAAGAGGCGGCGGUUAACGUUGGUGAUCAGUUGUUCGUGACGAUGAUGAAUCUAACGAUUAAUAUGUUGUGGGGAGGUUCGGUGAAAGCCGAGGAGAUGGAGAGUGUUGGAACAGAGUUUAAAGUAGUGGUUUCUGAGAUAACUAGGCUUUUGGGUGAGCCUAAUAUUUCGGAUUUCUUUCCGUGGCUAGCGAGAUUCGAUCUUCAAGGGCUCGUGAAGCAGAUGCGCGUGUGUGCUCGUGAGCUCGAUGCCAUAUUCGACGGAGCCAUUGAGAAGAUGCCAAAACUAGAAAGUAAGGAUGAUGGUGAGUGCAAAGACUUUUUGCAACAGUUGAUGAAGCUAAAGGACCAAGAAGCCAACUCGGAGGUUCCCAUUACGGUUAACCAUGUCAAAGCUGUUCUCACGGAUAUGGUGAUUGGUGGUACUGAUACAUCUACAAACACGAUAGAGUUUGCGAUGGCCGAGCUUAUAAAGAACCCAGAGUCGAUGAAGAGAGCGCAACAAGAGCUAGACGAAGUUGUAGGAAAGGAUAACAUUGUUGAAGAAUCACACAUCACUAGACUACCUUACAUAGUAGCCAUUAUGAAAGAAACACUUAGGCUUUACCCGACCGUUCCUUUGUUAGUCCCUCACCGUCCAGCUGAAACAGCUGUGGUCGGCGGUUACACCGUCCCUAAGGACACUAAAAUCUUCAUCAAUGUUUGGUCUAUUCAAAGAGACCCAAAUGUGUGGGAAAACCCGAACGAAUUUCGUCCCGAGAGGUUUCUUGAUAAGAAGUCUUGUGAUUUCCAUGGAACUGACUAUAGCUUUCUUCCUUUUGGAUCUGGCCGGAGAAUUUGCGCCGGUGUAGCACUCGCAGAGAGGAUGGUUCAGUACACUCUUGCAACGCUGUUGCAUUCAUUCGAUUGGAAGAUUCCAGAAGGCCAUGAGUUAAAUGUGGAAGAUAAGUUUGGUAUUGUCUUGAAGCUCAAAAACCCUCUUAUUGCCAUGCCCGUUCCGAGGUUGUCUGAUCCUAAUCUUUAUCUGUAGAAACUAAGAUCUUUGUAUUAAUGAAGUUUUCGAACGUCAUGUAUGUUUGUGUACUAAAAAUAAUCAUCAA
This is a messenger RNA of Brassica oleracea var. oleracea, 1703 nucleotides long. Its product is annotated as cytochrome P450 76C2-like. The transcript is spliced from 3 exons. The record is from RefSeq and is a predicted model, not a curated record. The coding region runs from base 83 to 1633 and encodes 516 amino acids. Gene Ontology annotation, molecular function: monooxygenase activity; iron ion binding; heme binding. NCBI's taxonomy places the organism in Eukaryota, Viridiplantae, Streptophyta, Magnoliopsida, Brassicales, Brassicaceae.